This is a messenger RNA of Plodia interpunctella (Indianmeal moth), 4373 nucleotides long. RefSeq names its product lethal (2) k05819. The record is from RefSeq and is a predicted model, not a curated record. The coding region runs from base 118 to 4185 and encodes 1355 amino acids. Lineage: Eukaryota; Metazoa; Arthropoda; Insecta; Lepidoptera; Pyralidae. The transcript has 29 exons.
GACAAUCUGUCAAUUAUCAGUUCCGUCGGUUGUCUCGAAUUCUUGAUGUUUUUAUUUAAUGAAUGAUUAAGAUUAUCAAUACAAAUAAUGUGAUUUGAUUUGUAAAGACUUACAAACAUGGAUGAAACUCCACAUAAUAUCCUGGGAUAUAGCACAAAGGAAGCUUUGAUAAAAUUACGCAACGAUAUUACUAAUGUGAUUGCAGAUCAUAAACAGAAAAUUCCGUCUGGAUUGGGUCUCGUCCGCAAUAUUAUAUCAUUUUCAUCGGAAAAGGUGUUACUUUCUGGAGUAGCAUACACUAUAACCCUAAUAUAUUCAGUAUCACUCAUACUUACAUACCUUCUUGGCCAUACUCAUGCAUACUUACUGUGGGAAGCCUUGUUCCUGUUAAUUAUUUUGGUUAUAAACUUUAUAGUAGCCUACAAUGAGGAAUAUUUACGUAGGAAUGAAAUACCACACAGAGUUAAAAAAGUCUUAGAAACAUUAGAAAUUGCAAUAAAGAGGUCGAAAUGGAAUGAAGAACAUUUUCCACACCUAUGUGCGCCUUUCUCCCCUUGUGUUAUACUGCAAUGGACAUACAGAGAUGCUACAAUAGUGAACCUGCCUUGGGCUCUCUUGGUGGAAGGAGAUGUUGUAGUGCUGAGGCCUGGUCAGGAAGUCCCUGGUCACUGUCAAGGGCUGCAACCUGAGGACCCCGAACUAUUCUUUGGACAAAUCUUCCAGCCUAAUCCACAGCGGAAGGAGGGCUUCAGUGCGCCGCGCGUGCGCACUCCGCACCAAAACCGAGCGUACCGCAUGUGCGAGACUCCGUACCUCAAGAACCUGAAGCUGGCCCUCGAGCAAGCCACAGCCAGGCCCGUCACUAUAUUCGAAAAACAGCGCUACUUGUGCACAGUGAAAAUAAUGGAGGGCAUUGUACUCCCGCUGGUGAUCGCUCUAGUAGUAGUGGGCAGUUUCGUGCGUCACAUGUACCAGCUACCAGGGGGCAAGCAUUGGGCGGAGAUCUACUUGUUGCAGACUAUAGCGGCGUCGCUGCCGCUGUUGCAAAUCAUCUUCCCUAUCGCUUGGGUGUCGUUGACCUGCUAUGGAUUGGCACGUUUUAAACUGCUAUCAGAAACGCGUCAAAAGUACAUACGUCCGAAGUCCUGCUCGAUAUCAGAAGACGCAAGCGACCCCCUGAUCCAAGCGCUGAGUGAGUCCAACCUCAAGCCCGAGAGCCUUAAGUCUCUAGGGAAGACUUUCUUCAAUAUCCUCACGGGCCGGGAGGAUAUGGUGGCGCGCACAGCGAAUAUAGUUCAUGUGCUUGGCUCUAUAUCGGCGUUAUGUUGCGUGGACAAGAAAGGCAUACUGUCCUGGCCGAACCCCACCGCUGAAAAGGUGUUCUUCCUGAGGAACUCCAGCCCCGCGUCCAACAACUCCAGCAAGACCAGUCUCGUGGGCUCCAUGGGCCACCACAGCCCGACCGCCGACGAUGUACCGGACAAACAGACAGACCCGUCUACUAUUGUCGAGGUUCUAGACCUCACUCACGACCAAAACGCGCCAUUUUGUGUGGAAUGGGACGACGCAAGAUGGCGGCAGCACCUGUCUCGACUAAAACCCCUCGGAUUAGCCGCUCUGCUGAACACGUGCGCGCCCACGCCGCGCCACACGUACGCGCAUUUCUGUGCGCAUCUCACGUGCGAGGCCCAGUACAGCGAAGACUUAGUCCCGGUGACCAAUCGCCGCUGUCUCUGCGAGUUGGCCAAACAGAUCGGCUUCUCUGACGCUGUGGCCGACGCGUACACCAUACACGAGUGUCUUCCCAUCUUCAGACAUUUGCAAGCGGACACAAUCCGUCGCGAGACUCGGUUCGUGAAAUCGCUACAACUCAGCACUCGGGUGAAAGUGCCAUUGCCUCACAUGUUGUGCGUUUUGGUUCGAGACCACGCCGGACAACUGCAGAUGUUGUCGCAAGGUACCGCAGACAUAGUGUUGGACUCGUGCGUGGACUACUGGAACGGGCGCGACCUGACGCAGAUCUCGCCGGCGGACCGCAAGAAGAUCAUCGACUUCUACCAGAGGAACUCGCUCACCGCAUACUGCACUGCCUUCGCCUAUAAGCCAUUGACCCGCAGCAUAACCCCGGCGCUGGCGCACAUGUACCUCGAGCUGCCGGCCGACAGCCGCCAGCUGUACGUGCCGCAUUCCGAGAACUGGCCCGACAUGCCCGCACUGCAUUUCCACUCUACCGAUUCGUUGUUGUUUAACGAGGUGAGUGACGAGGACGUCGACGACGCCGAUGGAUAUUUCGACAUGCAGUGCAAUCAGGUGUUUAUAGGCAUGGUGACUAUGCAGUACCAGGCGCAGAGCGACAUGGUAGAGCUCAUAGAGAGGCUAGAACGAGCUUGUAUACGAUUCGUUCACUUCAGCAAAGAGAACGAACUGCGCUCCAGGGUGUUUAGCGAAAAGAUGGGACUCGAGUCCGGGUGGAAUUGCCAUAUCUCGCUCAUCAGCGACGAGAAAGAACACAGCACUCGUGUUUCGCCGCUGUCCUCCCAAACGUUACCGCAGGGCAGGGGGCGCGCCAACACCACCACUCAACGAGCUACCUAUAGCAACAAUAUGGCGUCAUCGAAAGCGCUGUCAGUGUCCGCGCCAGGCGCCAUCAACUUGGACCACGCCACUGUUAAGUUCGACAGCGAGAUCAAGAAGGCGAGACAUUCGAUCACAACACAUAACGGACUCAAGAUGCCCCGCGGCAGCAUUCCCGCCUCGCAUCAAUCGACAGACUCGCUGCUGGAGGGCGAGGGGGCGGAGUCCCCGGCGGACGCGUGUCGCUCGUUGUCGUGCCUCACCGACUCCACCGACCACUCCGCGCCCGUCAACUUCGACAUGAGCAACCGGGCGAAGUUGCCGCGCGGCAUCGAGAACAUCCGGCCCCACAUCGAGAAGGUGGACAACGUGCCGCUGCUGGUCUCUCUAUUCACCGACUGCAACGCGCGCUCCGUGCACCUCAUGAUACAGAUUAUGCAGGAUUACGGCGAAGUGGUAUGCGUGAUGGGGUCAGCGGCGAAUUGUCUCAACAUGGAGAUAUUUAUGCAGGCAGAUGCCAGCAUAGCUGUGGAGCCCUUGUACCCGGUGCUGUGUCAGAAGAUGCCGCCCUACCUGCUGCCUGAGAAGUGCAUCGGCCCCAUCGACCUCGCGAGGGCGCUCAACUCCAUACCCUGCUCAUUGUCGUUGCAAAACAAAUGGCAAAACCAACCGUUUACCAAUUACUGCAGCAAGAAGAUGACCCGAGACGCCGACGUGUCGCUGUUCACCCUAAUCACUAUGUCCCGCCACUUCAUGACGUGUUUGUGGAACAGCACGCAGUUCUGGAUGUGUGGAGUGUGUUACAUAGCACUGUUACAGGUGGGUUCCCUGUGCAGCCUACUGCCGCUAGCGCUGUCGGUGGGCGGAGCGACAUGGAGCAGCACACUAAGCGUGCCGCUGCUGGCCACCGCUCUAGCAUUCGCGCCGCUCGACGCCGCCGUCAUGCAGCGGGCCGCGACUCGACCAACACGCGAUAUGAAAUACAAGAUGGCGCUCUUCGUUUUCUGGUGCUAUUCGUGCAAAUUCCUGCCUUCUGCGAUAUUUAUAUUGACAAUCUACGCGCUCACCCUGCGCACGUUUUGCGAACAGCUGGCCACUGCGACCAACUCGACAGGUUGCUGGCUGGUGUACCCCACCAACUUGGGAGAGGUGACGGACGAGGAGCUGGACCUGAGCCGCAGGAGCUUCCACGGCUGGCGGGAGGACUUCUACGACGGGUUCUAUCUGGCGCAAAACCUCGUGCUGGCCAUGGUUACCUUGCAUUUAAUUGUGAUAUCAUUAUCGUUUGUACAUCGACAAUCUUCCAUAUGGCAGAGGAGAUUUUGGACGAACAAGGUGUGGUGUGGGAGUGUUGUAGUUUUAUUAAUAUUGCAAGCAGCGUUUACUGCCAAAGUGCUGAGUGUCCCGUACGGCCUCUGUGAGAAGUGGAGCACCUGCGGGCUCCAGUUCACAGUCAGCGCUCCGCUGUGGGCCGCGUGCGGGGGCUCCACGUUGCUGGUGUUCAUUAUCAACGAGCUGCUCAAGUGGCAGGAGAUCAAGGUCGACACCCGCAACCAGCGGCGCGCGCGGCUGGACUUCGGAACCAAAUUGGGGAUGAACUCACCAUUCUAGGGCUCCACACACACCUCUAGUCAAUCUUACGCUUUACUAGUAACAAUUUAGUAUAACUGAUGACAAAGCCAAUCUAAGCUAAGGAUAAAUGUGACAUUGUACUUAUGUACUCAAUUAUAUUUUGUACUUAUUUAUUUAUGAAUCUGAUUUACAGGGAAUGAAACUGAAAUAAAUCGUUUUUACUUUUA